Hemicordylus capensis (graceful crag lizard) is the source of this 3492-nucleotide messenger RNA. RefSeq names its product NUS1 dehydrodolichyl diphosphate synthase subunit (gene NUS1). NCBI's taxonomy places the organism in Eukaryota, Metazoa, Chordata, Lepidosauria, Squamata, Cordylidae. The transcript has 5 exons. Gene Ontology annotation, cellular component: endoplasmic reticulum membrane; dehydrodolichyl diphosphate synthase complex. The record is from RefSeq and is a predicted model, not a curated record. Gene Ontology annotation, molecular function: ditrans,polycis-polyprenyl diphosphate synthase [(2E,6E)-farnesyl diphosphate specific] activity. The coding region runs from base 207 to 1070 and encodes 287 amino acids.
GGCGCCUCGGCCAAUGGGUGCAUCAUGCGUAAGCAAGAGGGGAAAGGUCGGGGCAGGUAUGGAGAUGGCGGCGCUAACGGAGGUUGCCGGGCGAAUAAAGCCGUGCUCGUGAGGAGAAGGCAGGCGAGAUGUUGUGAGCUUCGCGCUGUGGCUGAGCCUGCCUCGCGCCUUCUUCAGCUGCCGGUUCCCUCGCGCCCUCCUCUUCAAUGAGCGUCGCGUACGAGUUGCUGUGGCGCCUGCUGCACGCCUUCCUUUACGUCCAGCGCGCGCUCUUCGCCUGGUUCCGAGGGUGGUUCGGGGGACGCGGCUCGUGGCUCAGCCGUUGGCGGUGGCACGCGGCUUCGGCCGCGGCCGCCGCCGCUUCGCGGGCGCUUCUGGCGCCGGCGGCAGCCACGGGGGCAUUCGCCUUCCACAAGCCGACUGCAGUGGGGCGGAAGGUGGCCGGCGCCCGGUGGCGGAAGGACGGGAAGUCUCUGCAGAAGCUGCCGGGCCAUGUGGGGCUGCUGGUGACCGAGGAGGAGCUGAGCUACGCGGACAUGGCCAGCCUGGUGGUGUGGUGCAUGGCGGUGGGCAUCUCCUACGUCAGCGUCUACGACCACGACGGUAUCUUUAAGAGAAAUAAUUCAAGGUUAAUGGAUGAAAUCCUAAAACAGCAACAGGAAUUGUUAAAUCUUGACUGUUCCAAAUAUUCAGUAAAAUUUGCAAAUCAAGAAAAAACAGAUCAAGUUUUAAAUUGCCAAUCUACACUGAAUGUUCUGUCUCCAGAGGAUGGGAAGACCGAUAUAGUAAAAGCAGCUCAGAAAUUUUGCCACUUAGUAGCACAACAGCAAAAAAAAUGCACAGAUCUUGAUGUGAACGUAUUGGACAACUUAUUAACUAGUACUAAUGGCUUUCCUGACCCUGACUUAAUAUUGAAGUUUGGUCCUGUGGACAGUAUAUUAGGAUUUCUUCCCUGGCACAUCAGAUUGACAGAGAUUGUUUCUUUGCCUUCACAUGUGAACAUCAGCUAUGAAGAGUUCUUCUCUGCCCUAUGUCACUAUGCAUCCUGUGAACAGCGCUUGGGAAAAUGACUUCUUGCUGAACAUUAUCAGGCUUUUCACGGAAAGGACCCAGUGUCUCUGUUUACAAGUACCUGUGAUGCAUACAAGCCUAGUACAUAGUCUCUUAAUUUAUCAAAUUCAAUAAAGUGUCUUACCUUUUUAGAACUUGUAUGCGUGUGUACUCAUAGUCUGUGGAGGUGUGGGAAAGCAAGGGUUUACUGCUGUGGCAUAAUGGCAUAGCAUAAAUGUUAUAAAACAGCUGCUCAAAUGCUUCAGGCCCCCUCUUCCUUCCAGUGACCAAAUCUUUCAUACAAGGAAUACUUAUUUCAAGUUAUGAGGGAACCAUUCAGAAGUAGCACUACAAUCAAUGGGAUAACAUUGGAUCUUAUAAAAACCUGCACAGAACUUUCUGCCAUCACAUCUUUGCCAUCUCCGUCCUAAUGGGACUUCCACAAUUGAAUAUCUAGGAGUAUCCUGGCUUAGUUAUCCUCAAAUAUUUCAGGAAAUGGCAUGUCAGUUUUGCUAAUGGCAGUUAAAAUGGAGUUGAUGUUGCAGUUGGGAAAACAUAAGCAUAGAACACCCAGUUGGGCAGCAUCUGGAAUGUUGGAGUGCUUUUUAUAUUGUAGGUUAAAUGCAUUAUGAAAUAAGCAUUUGAACAACUAAUGACUGCAAAACUUAUAGCUAUGGUCUUCCCUUGCUCUCCUCAAGAGAUGGGGGCCUUCUCACACUUGGUGACUCAUAUUAAAAACUUAUUUUGAAGAUGGAUGUUGGAUUGGAUCAUUGUAUGUAAGGGAAUCCUAUAAGCGGAGUCUUCUCAAAUGCAGUAAGAUAUUUCUGUAUUUCAGUGAUUGUUUUAAAGUGGCAUAUUAUCAAACAGCUUAUAUUUGCCUUUUAAAAAAUGGUUUGCUUCAGUGGUUAAUAAUCAAUGGUUUUGAUUAUUAUACUCAAGUCCACAGUGCUAUCUUGAUUUAAACAAUUUGGUUCAAUUUGUAAAUCUAUAUUUUGGGGAAACAGUGAGAUUAUGCUCAGUUUGUGUUUGACUGCAUAUAACAAAGGGAAGGGAAGUACUUCGUAUGCACUGAUGACUUCUUCCAAUUCUUAGAACAAACUGUGAUGUGACUAUCUGCAUAGUUACAAUUAUUGUAUGACAGUGUAAUAAUACAAUCUAAUUACAUAAUAAUACACUGAAAAAUAAAAUCCUUGGACUGAAUUUUGUCACAAUUUCCUGCAGCUCCUCUUAGGUCAGGGAUUCUCAACGUUGGGUCCCCAGAUGUUAUUGGACUUCAACUCCCAUGAUUCCCAACCAAAGGUCACUGGGGCUGGGGAUUAUGGGAGUUGAAGUCCAAUAACAUCUGGGGACCCAACAUUGAGAAUCUCUGUCUUAGGUGCUGUUUGAUGUAUUUAUGGUGUACUUCAAACUUGUAUUCUAAUCUUAUGUCCCUAGACUUUUUGAUUGGCAAGUUUUCUAUUCAGUUUUUUCUCUUCAGAAUUAUAUUUUCUUAAGGAUGGUUAAUCCAGUUGUAAGUGUACAAAGGAUACAAAGUUAUAUAUUGCAAAUGGCUUUUUAUAAAUGCCACAAAUUAGUGGAGUGAAAUAUUGCAGAUUAUACAACUAAACAGUAUUUUUCCUUUUUAAAUAUAAAUCUUGUAAUGAGUUCAAAAAGCCUGUAACAAGAAUGUGAAAAACUAAUGUCAUGUUACUUGUCAUGAUGCUUUCUGCUGUGAUCCAAUGACCUAAAAGGGCAUUGGAAUGAUACUUGUAUUAAUUGGAGUGCUAGAAGAUUUCAGUACUUGUGGGUCAUCCAAUUUCUGAUAUGAACAUUAUGAACAUGUGCAGUAGAUUUCAGGAAUACAGAAGUUCCCACAGUCAUCUGGAAAUCUCUUCUUUGUUAGAGGGAAAACAUUGGAAUUCUAUCCUGAAAUUUGUGUAGUGCUCUGCAUCCCCCCCUCUGCAAGUGGAACAUGUGGAGAGGAAACUAUUCUACGAAUUUUAGAACUAUGAGCUCCCAAAGCAAUUCUGAUAAUGCACAUUAAGGAUUAAGGAUUCUGUCCCAUUUUCCACUCAUCAAUUAUUUCCCCUUCAUGUACCAGACUACUUCAGUUUGCCAAAGAAUAUUAAUAGCACCCACGCUGCAUUUGGUUCUCCCUCUUGACAUACCUUGACAUAAACCUACAUUCUGUACUGGGGCCAGAACUUAAAAUGGAGUUAGCUGUGCCAAAGCCACUGUGCAUAUCCACAACCUACUCUUUGAAUGUAUGUCAUGGCAGUAAGCUUCCCCCUCCCUGUCUUGUCUUGUGAGAAGGUGUAGUCUACAGCAGUGACAUUCUGUAUAUCUUUGGAUACUGUAAAUAAUAUGUAAAGCAAGUUUUUAUGAUGAAGAAAUUGAUUUGGAUUUCAUUACUGAGAGUAAAAUCUGAACCUGUAAAACAAAUAAAUAUCUUUCUACAGGCAA